Molecule: messenger RNA, 192 nt
Organism: Bipolaris zeicola 26-R-13
Lineage: Eukaryota; Fungi; Ascomycota; Dothideomycetes; Pleosporales; Pleosporaceae
Exons: 1
Coding region: 1-192 (63 amino acids)
Source: RefSeq, a predicted model, not a curated record
AUGGUUGGCUAUGUCUUUCCCAUACUGUGUGAAAAUUCCAAAUAUUGGGAAGGCUGCCAUUGUACUACACUACCAGAGAUACCCUUGCUGAGUCUCUUGGUACAACUAGUAUCGGCCUGUUUUCUGGUUGAAAUAAGGCGAACUCAAGCUAGGGCCUAUGACUAUUACGUGCUUGACUUGAAGCUUUUCUAA